UUCAGUUCCGGGUCUCGGAAUUGCUUCGUGCGCGGCGCGUUCGGCGGGGCUGAGGGACUGCGGGGCGGAACGGGACCAUGGCUCGCAACGCGGAGAAGGCCAUGACGGCCUUGGCAAGAUUUCGGCAAGCCCAGCUUGAGGAAGGAAAAGUCAAGGAGCGAAGACCUUUCCUUGCAUCAGAGUGUAAUGAGCUGCCCAAAGCUGAGAAAUGGAGGAGACAGAUCAUUGGGGAGAUUUCCAAGAAAGUGGCACAGAUUCAAAAUGCUGGAUUGGGUGAAUUCAGAAUUCGGGACCUGAACGAUGAGAUAAACAAACUUCUGAGGGAGAAAGGACACUGGGAAUACAGAAUAAAGGAACUGGGAGGUCCUGAUUAUGCUCGGAUUGGCCCAAAGAUGUUAGAUCAUGAAGGGAAAGAAGUUCCRGGAAACAGAGGCUACAAAUACUUUGGGGCUGCAAAGGAUUUGCCAGGAGUUAGAGAGCUCUUUGAAAAGGAACCCCUGCCACCCCCACGGAAGACUCGGGCUGAGCUGAUGAAGGACAUCGAUGCUGAGUACUAUGGCUACAGGGAUGAGGAUGAUGGGAUUCUGGAGCCCCUGGAACAGGAACAUGAGAAGAAAGUUAUAGCAGAAGCAGUGGAAAAAUGGAAAAUGGAGAGAGAAGCACGACUGGCAAGAGGUGAGGAGGAGGAGGAAGAAAACAUCUAUGCUGUCCACGAGGAAGAGUCUGAUGAAGAAGGUGGCAAGGAGAGAGAAGGUGAAGAUGGCCAACAGAAAUUUAUUGCACAUGUUCCAGUGCCAACCCAGCAGGAGAUUGAGGAAGCUCUUGUACGGAGAAAGAAGAUGGAGCUGCUCCAGAAGUAUGCCAGUGAAACCCUCCUGGCACAGAGUGAGGAAGCAAAGACCCUUUUAGGAUUGUAACACUGUACCAGUAUGGGCUGGUUUGUGUGUUGUCCCUCUGAAAGCAACAUUCCUAAGUUCUGGUAGCAGUGGGUUUUAACUCUGAAAGUCCCUUUGGAUGCUGAGUAAACUGAUGGAAUUAGUGUGGUGUGCAGGAGAGCCAUCAUUCUGCUUUCUCCACUGAGAUGAGUUGUACUGCAGUGCUGGAAAAGGUCAAACCUCRGUGAACUUGUCUCUGCAUCCAACAACUGUCUUCAGUGCUUUCAGUUUGGGAAAGGGUCUGUGCAGUGGGGCCUCUUACAGAUAAAACCACACCCAGUGAUCUCCUAAGUCACAAAGGGAAACUCACGGUGUUCCUGCCAUGCUGUCUGCUCUGUUCUGAUUCUGAGUGUGCACAUCUUCUCAUGCUGGGUUUUGUUGCGUUGAGAAGUAACUUAGGYUAUUACACCUGUUUAGUUUACCAGAAUGACCUGGAACCUGUCUAGAGGUACCUUCAAGGCAGAUCUUAUGAGUGACUUUGGAGGAGAUUUGGUUCUUUCUAAAACACAUGCCAUGUCUAAAACCUGUUACCCUUUUUGUGGUUUGUAACCAUGCUUGGAUGAGUUGCUUAAAUGCUGGAUAUUUCAGCAGCUACUGUAAAAACUUUGUGAUACUUUGUUCAAAUAUUUUUAGUAAAACUUAUUUACAGCCCGAUGUCUUGUUUUAUUCUAGCUCAARGGAUUGUGAUGAUUCCCUAGUGGUAGCCAAAGAACGGGAUCACAAACAGCCAUCCCUGUAGGGAUUUGAAGCUCUGCAUUCCCACUGAUCUUGGCUCAUGUACCCUGGGACAAGAGGCAAAGUAGAGCCUGUUCAGAGUCUUAUGGGUGACUAACAUUGUUGUACAGGUCUGAGUGAAUGGCAUUUGAAAUUGGACAUCUSCAGCCAUGGAGUGUUUCUGUCUAAGGAACAGAAUACCUAACAGCCAAGUCUGAGUCUGACACUGUUCAGCUUUUCUGGAUGCUCUCAGUAUUUAUCUAUUAUUACCUAUUGUGAAUAAUCCACUCCAGAACAAUCAAAGCUCUAAAUUACAGAAACAGGCUUUGUGUUACUUGAUGCAAAUGAUCAAACAAAAAAAAAAAAAAUAAUAAAAUUGAAAAAGUGGAAAGCAUAGCUGCCAAAUUAAAACUUUAAAAAUAAACCCCAGAAUAAAUCAAAAGCUCAAUUAUUGGUAGCAAGCAACUAACAUCACAAACACAUUCUUCUCUCUUGCUGUCAGCAGUGCAGCUUUCUCUGCUUUGUAAGAAAGCAGCAAAUGAUGUGUUUAUGACUCAGAUUACCACAUUUGUGUGCUCUGGGGUUGUGAGCAUUUCCAGAUUGGUUUUGUUGCUACCUCUUAAGUGCCUUUUUUUCCUGAGUGUCAAGAAGUGAUGUGCUUUUAUCCACAUGUUCUCUUGUGUUUCUGUAAAAGACAACACUGCCAGAGUCCC
Malurus melanocephalus (red-backed fairy wren) is the source of this 2362-nucleotide messenger RNA. RefSeq names its product ISY1 splicing factor homolog (gene ISY1). The coding region runs from base 78 to 917 and encodes 279 amino acids. The transcript is spliced from 11 exons. Lineage: Eukaryota; Metazoa; Chordata; Aves; Passeriformes; Maluridae. The record is from RefSeq and is a predicted model, not a curated record. Gene Ontology annotation, cellular component: catalytic step 2 spliceosome; post-mRNA release spliceosomal complex; Prp19 complex. Gene Ontology annotation, biological process: generation of catalytic spliceosome for second transesterification step; mRNA 3'-splice site recognition.